CCAUCACGCGUAGUUUCCUGUCUAUAGCGGAAGUUCUUAAGCUACGCGGGUAGAGCGUAAGUCUGCGCGCGUGUGAGGAAAAGUGUGUUUGAGAGAGAGAGAAGGAAGGCGAAACGUUGCUCGUUGCCGUGUUAGUGGUAUCGUCUAACUAUUUCUAGCCCAGCUCUUAGCCAUGGCGUACCGCGGACAAGGGCAGAAAGUGCAGAAAGUGAUGGUACAGCCCAUCAACCUCAUCUUCCGAUACCUACAGAAUAGGUCUAGGAUUCAGGUGUGGUUGUAUGAACAGGUGAACAUGCGGAUAGAAGGCUGUAUUAUUGGAUUUGAUGAAUAUAUGAACCUGGUUCUGGAUGAUGCUGAGGAGAUUCACUCAAAGACAAAAUCAAGGAAACAGUUGGGUCGAAUCAUGUUAAAAGGGGACAAUAUUACUCUUCUACAAAGCGUUUCUAACUAGAAAUUGCUAUUCAGUGUUUUCUGUUUAUUAUUUUAAUCUUUAACCCUAUAAAAAAAGGGUAUGGUGGUUGAAUGCUUUCACUUCCAAAUUCUACCUUUGGUGUCUGAAGAGACAGAAGAAUAAAGGUUUUUAUUCUUAGUUUGUGCUUGCAUAAUGUCAAUAGUUUUUGUACAUUGGCAUGGAAUUGUAGUUCUUUAUAAAUAAAACUUUUUUUGUUACUA
This is a messenger RNA of Rhineura floridana, 672 nucleotides long. It is a transcript of the gene SNRPE, whose product is annotated as small nuclear ribonucleoprotein polypeptide E. Gene Ontology annotation, molecular function: RNA binding. The record is from RefSeq and is a predicted model, not a curated record. Bases 173 to 451 code for a protein of 92 amino acids. Lineage: Eukaryota; Metazoa; Chordata; Lepidosauria; Squamata; Rhineuridae. Gene Ontology annotation, cellular component: U4 snRNP; U4/U6 x U5 tri-snRNP complex; U1 snRNP. Gene Ontology annotation, biological process: mRNA splicing, via spliceosome; spliceosomal snRNP assembly. The transcript is spliced from 5 exons.